Messenger RNA from Zea mays, 4356 nucleotides. RefSeq lists its product as uncharacterized. The record is from RefSeq and is a predicted model, not a curated record. The transcript is spliced from 6 exons. Lineage: Eukaryota; Viridiplantae; Streptophyta; Magnoliopsida; Poales; Poaceae. Bases 1258 to 3957 code for a protein of 899 amino acids.
UCGCUAGAUCUGGGCCGUACCAGAUGGAAGUGCAGCUAGAUGCAUGCGUGCAACUGCAAUAUAUGUAGAGCGGAUGUUCAGUCAAGUUGAAGCAUACGAGUAGUAGUAGUAGUAUGUCUUCAAUUGGCAUCCAAUUCCAUCCGUCCGGUCCGGUGCAUGCUUUUGCGGAUCAUGCUCACGUGCCAUCCCCACUCGUCCAUGAUUAGCAGGGUGAGUGCGUCGUGAGUAGUGAUGAUGAUGCUUCCGUUCGCCGUGCUAUGAUGGCGCACCGUCACCAACCAUCCCCGUCGAUCCGUUCACCCCACUGCGGCAUGUACGGUGAAGUGAAGCUAUACUUUCCAGUCCGAGGGAUUGCCCAAUUUGCCAUGCAUGGCUAACAGGAGGCAAAUGCUUGGCUGGCUUGGCUCUGGCACUUCAUCCGACAUGGUGGACUCCUCCUCCAGUGCACUAUGCAUACCUGGAGAAGAAGAAGAAGCAGCAGCCAUUUUUAAUCGCUCUCCUUUUUUUUAGUUUUAAGAAAAGAAACAUUGUCCUUUCUGCAAUUCCAGUGGGCUCUACUCUCCACACCCCCACACACGCCAAAAAAAGACAUUCUUUUGCCCUGGAGACAAACAGAUAUGAGAUAACCUCUCUGGCGCCGCCAUAUCAUCCAGCUCGGCAGCCCCAAACGCCCAAAUCUCGUUACUUUUUACAUCACCACCAAAACGACCAAAAUUGUUGGGUUUUUUUAUAGGAGCCAAAACAAUCGCGAACAGAGAAGAAGAGGAGUACGAGCGUGUGUGUGUGUGUGAGAGAGAGGGGGAAAAGCCAGAAAGGCGUCCUCUGUCCUCUCCUUUUCUCUCCCCUCCCUCCCUCCCUCCAAGCUCCAAUCCAGCAACCCCGGUCUCCCCACCCCACCUCACGCAGGCGGCAUUAAUGGAUUCCGCGGCCGCGGCCACCUCCCUCCACCACACCCGCCUCCUUCCCGCUGCGGCGAGAACCCUAACGUGACGCGCUGCCCCCGAACGGCUCCUCCUCCCUCCCUCCACGCCGUCGUUUGCUCCGGGUGUGCUCUCGUUGGGGGAGGGAAAAGAAAAGGUCGCUGCUUUUCUGUGUGGGCGUGGGUGGCGCGGCGGCCCAAUGCGGCUCGAUCCGGAUUGCUCCGCGCCUCGAUUUGCCUCGGGUUUGGCGCCGGCUCCGUGAGUCCCCGCGCCUGCUGCUGCCGCCGCCGCCGCCGCCGUUCCGCCUCGGAAAGGUUUAUUUAGUUGGUGAGGAGAAAUGGAUGUGGAGAAACCUGCUUCCAAGGGGCAUGGUUUCUUUGCGCUCUUCGAUUGGGGAAAGAAGUCUAAGAAGCGCCUGUUCGUCGGGAGCACGGGCAGUUCUCCAAAUCUGAAGAAUGCUGCAGAUGGGAAGGAUAUUGAUGAUAGUACACCAAGCACACGGUCAAAUUUGAUCCUUGAAGACACCCCAAGCUUGAAGGAAAGCACUGAACAUAGCUGCUCAUCUUCAGUAAUUGAUGAAGAGGCUCAUUCAAGAAGGAGCCCGACUGUUGUGGCUAGGCUUAUGGGCUUGGAUUCUAUGCCUGCGGCAAGCUCAACCGAAUCCAAUCCCAUGCCAUUAACCGUGCAACCACCUUUCCAAACCAACAGCCAUGAAGAUUUUAUUGGCAGAAGUUAUGUUGGUAGUCCCCUUAAGACGCCGGGUAGUCCUAUUGAUCGGUUUAAAGUGGAAGCACUGCCUCCUAGACUUGCCAAGAGGACAGUAUCUGUUGCACAGUAUAAGUUGCUGUCUCCCAUGAAAAAUCCUAACAAUAUAUCAAGCAGGAAUGCAGCUGAUAUAAUGGAAGCAGCAUCGAGGAUCAUCAGACCUGGAGUAGAAAAUAUCAGUCCCUACAGAGUUCAUGAUGUUGGGAGUGCAAUUGCUGCACGUGCCUACAACCCAGGAGAGCUCAUAGGAGCCCAACAAAGGUCACAGAAACUUAAUGAAGCACUGAGAAAAUGUGAUGGCCCUGCAUCUUUUAGGCCGCCAAGUGGAAAACCUUCAGAUGGAAGGUUGAGAGGUUCGGAGGGCACCUCGACGUCCAGGAUCUCACAGGCAAAUGUAUGUGUUCCAGUUGGUCCAAAGGUAAAAUCCGGCGAUAGAUUAGAUACUGCUCGAGCUAUGCAUGCCCAGGAAAAAAGAGGCAUGAGAAAAGGUGGUAGAAAGCUUGAAACUCUCAAGAACCCUGAAAAUAACAUGGCUAAAAGAAGUGGGUUGAACCGACAAAAGGAUAGUAACCAAAUCGGCACAACAAGUUCAUCCAGUGUGCUCAUGCCAAACAGCAGAAAACAGAAUGCUACAGCCACCAAACAUAAGGUGAACUCGAACCCAGCAACCCCCAGUAGACAACGGAGCAAUAUCCACCAGAUAAAUGCCCAUCCAAGAAAGGUGAGGGUGGCCAGCACAUUUGCUGGAAACAGUAGUCAAGGUAGCAGAAAAGUGGACUUGCAGCCAAAUGCUCAUGCUAACGUAAGAAAUAAUUCUGUACCCAAAGCAAUCCCGAAGCCAAGAAGAUUACAAGACAGGAGAGCGUACUCUGAUACAAGCCAGUCAAGUGAUAGUAUUAAUUCUGAGAGAAGCCAGAGGCGGAUUCGGCACAAUAUUGUGAUUGAUGAGCAGUCAUCUUUUUCAACAAACAAAAAGAAAGUCAGCACUGAGAUUGUUUCAUUCACAUUUACCUCACCAGUUGAUAAGUCACUACAUGGCAUCCACUUCCCCAAUCAUUCAGUAUUUACCUCACCAGUUGAUAAGUCACUACAUGGCAUCCACUUCCCCAAUCAUUCAGUGGAAAAACAGUUUUUAGGGAAUCUGAACACUGUGUCAACUUCAAGCAAUACAUCAAACACUAAACUUGAUGUCAUUGAUGGUGAUUUUUUGGGACUCCUGUUGGAGCAGAAAUUGAGAGAGUUGACAUCUGGUGUGAGAUCGCCCUACACUAAGACAACCAAAGGUGUUCAAGCGCAUCACACUUCAACAGCUUGGGAAGAUAUGGCAUCAGCAUGUGAAACAUCUAGCAUUGCUUCUACUGAUUAUGAUAGGGAGUCGUUACAAUCUUUCAAUGAUGGAAAAGCUACUCUCCCCCAGACCGAUCUUGCUUCUAGAAGUCUCCAGUCAUCUCAGCCUGUGAAGAAGUACGAUCACGAUGUCACGGAUCAAGCAGAGCCGCCUGAGCGUCUCGGCCGAGGUCCACUCUUCACAUGGGAGGCUUCUAUUUCAACCGAAACCUGUAGCUCAUCAGAGAGCUGGAGGAGUGCAAAGGGAACAAGAUUGUUUGGUUCAGCCGAAGGAGGCAGAACCUGUGACUCGACGCGCUCGAGCAAGUUCCUAGAAGCGGACGCCUCGUCAGAGUAUUCCGACACAGCCUCAUCGAUCACGGUGGCUACGACAGAGAUCCCUCGAUCAGAAAGCAACAGUUCAUGUCAUAUGGAUGGUAGACAGGAUCUGCAGUUUAUAAGAGAGAUACUGAAAGCCAGCUCUCCUGCCCGGCACAUCUUCUCUUAUCUGGAGCGGUUCGGCGAUUCAGGUGUUCUGGAUGCGCACGUAUUGGAGGAACUAAACGGGGAUAUUAGGCUGUUGGGUGGUGAAGAGCGCAAGGGUUACAGGCUGAGGCGGAGGCUGCUCUUCGACUGUGUCAAUGAAUCGUUGAGCGCGAGAUGCGCUUACUACUUCAACGGUGGCUACGGCCUGUGGUUCACGGGAACGGCGGUCCUGCAGAGCUUGUCGGCAGAAGGGAUCCACCGAGAGAUGACCGGCCUGCAGGUCGGCGAGGAGUGGAUGGUGGACGAGCUCGUGUACAGGGAGAUGAGUGGUCCUCUGGGGAGCUGGGUCGACUUCAAGGUGGAGUCGUACCAAGGCGGCGGAGACAUGGCGGCAGAGCUGCUAGGCUCCUUGAUCGACGAAGUGGUCGCUGAUCUUCUGACCACCGGCUCGUUCUCGUAGCGGAUGCUGGAUUGGAUGGAUCCUCCGCCCUCACUAACGAUACCUACCUUGUUUGUAUAUCGGUAGCUCGUCUCGAGAGGAAUUGUGUAGCUAGCGUUCCUAAGAUGAAUGGAAUGUCACUAACGUACCAUUCAUUCACUAUUCGAUGACUGAUCGUUUUCCUGUCAAAAGUGGAAAGAAAGGGGAAACAAAAAAGAAACAUUCUUGGCCUGUUCUAUGGGUAGUUUGAUCUACUCAGAUGGUCAUGUUGCAGGAAAAAUAGUAGCUGGACAAGUCAAUUUUGUGAAGCCACUGACAAUGGCUGUUAGUGUAGGUAUGACUGCAUUUUUGUUUAAAGGGUUCAAAGGAUGACUGGCUGAAUCUUAUUAAAAAGGUGGCGAAUUGUAUGCGCUUUUUAAA